Molecule: messenger RNA, 1969 nt
Organism: Ruditapes philippinarum (Manila clam)
Lineage: Eukaryota; Metazoa; Mollusca; Bivalvia; Venerida; Veneridae
Exons: 2
Coding region: 353-1855 (500 amino acids)
Source: RefSeq, a predicted model, not a curated record
AUGAUUUCGCAACACAUACAAUCCGAACAACGGUUUAUUGUAUUGCAAAAUAUGGUAUAUUUAUAAAUAAUUAAAUCUCUUGUUUCAGGUGACGCUCAAAAUCUCUACCACAAGUCGGAGUCACUCGAGGUGCUUCGUGUGCAAGCGUCCGGGACCAAAACUUAUUAGCUUGUCGGCAGAGGGGCGAGUCAAAGCUUUUAUUGAGCACAACAUUCUGAUCAACGUAGAUGCCAGAUGCUGUCCUGGUCAUACUUCUGAUGGGUUUAUUUUACCAAUAGCAGUGAGUACAAUACAUUCAGUGUCCAGCCAGUCCCUACUGAGUCGUUCAGCCAUAAACGACUUACUUCAAAAAAUGCGAAUGGCGUGUACCGCUCAGCAAUCAUCAUUGAGUUUUGAUAGAUUAAACGAAAGUGACUACCCCUCAUUAACGGGCCUAUCUAGAGAGCAGUUUGAUGAUGUUUGUCAACACUUAUCUGAUAAAGUUAAAAACACGCCUGUAAGGUCUGCUAGAACGAGUAUUGGACUGCUCCUUGUCAAACUGUAUUCUGGAAUGUCAAACAAGCUACUGGCAACCAUAUUUGGCAUAACUAAGUCCAGUGUCAGAAGAGCAGUAUCAACCGUUCGACAAGCUUUUAUGAGGGGCUUUGUGCCUCUUUAUUUAGGUAUUGAGGCAUUAACUAGGGACGAAAUCAUCUCUCAGCAUACGCGUCCAUUAGCAAAGUCAUUGUUUGGAGCUGAGAACAGCCUGAUUCUUGUGUUGGAUGGGACAUAUAUCUACAUUAAUAAGUCCAACAACUUUGCGUUCCAGAGACGCACAUACAGUCUACACAAAGGACGUUCAUUGAUAAAACCCAUGGUCAUAGUAACCACAACUGGACACUUUGUGGCAAUUAUUGGCCCAUAUUUGGCAGAUUACAAGAACAAUGAUGCCGCUAUUCUCAAUCACAUGCUUAGAUGUAACAUUGAUAACUUUAAGGAUUUACUACAAGAGGGAGACGUGUUUAUUGUUAAUCGAGGGUUUCGGGACUCCCUUGAACUACUAGCUGACCUCGGGAUCCAAGCAGAGAUGCCCACCCUGUUGUCAAAAGGACAAAAGCAGAUGUCCACAGAAGACGCAAACACAAGUCGGCUCGUGACAAAAAUCCGAUGGGUUGUGGAAUCUGCAAAUGCACGGAUAAAGCGUUUCAGGUAUCUUGAUCAUGUUAUGCCAAACAGCCAGAUUCCUUACAUUGGGGAUUUUGUGCGAAUUGUAUGCGCGUUAUCCAACAAAUACAUGCCACCUUUGAGUUCUCCUGCUUCAGUAGAAAAAGAUGAGGCCAUUGCUGCCAAGAUGCUUGCCCAGUGUGGUAAGGUUAACACAUUGAAACAGAUGGUAGAAGAAAAAAAACUGCCUAAACGGGGAAAAUGUUGGAAGCAAGCUGAUGAAAUAUCUUUAGAAGGCUUCCCCAGGAUAAGCGAGGAACAACUACGGGAGCUUACUCUUGGUGUUUAUCAGCUACGACUUAGCUCAAGCUACAUCCAAGAACACCUAGACGGCAACUGUGAUUUAUACUUCUUUGCGGAGGAUCCGUCUCUUUUGUGUGUUAAAAUGCAAAGCCGGCAUGUAAGCAGCCGAAACUACAUGCUGUGGAUUCGCUACACAAAUGAUAACAUCGACGCAUGGUACUGUCUUUGUCGGGCAGGUGCACGUGUUGUUGGAAUGUGCUCCCACGUCUCUGCCAUUAUAUGGUACCUGGCAUACAAACGGUACGAGGAUGGUUCAUCGGUCGGAGUGAGAAAUUGGGGCGACCAUCUCGCUGAUGCAGCGGUGUUUGAAAUAGAUGGCGACUCAACACAGAGUGAAAGUGAACUUUAGAUAAAAAAGUAAUAGGAACAAUGUUAAAUCUAACAUAUUGAAUGUAGAUUUUCUUAGUCUUCAAAUCUGAAAUGAUGAACAUAUGUGCCAUUUAUGUAUAAACAUUUAUUAAGA